Messenger RNA from Aspergillus affinis, 3882 nucleotides. It is a transcript of the gene thtA, whose product is annotated as protein thtA. Gene Ontology annotation, cellular component: U2 snRNP; nucleus. Gene Ontology annotation, biological process: mRNA splicing, via spliceosome. The transcript is spliced from 5 exons. Gene Ontology annotation, molecular function: protein binding; U2 snRNA binding. Bases 1 to 3882 code for a protein of 1293 amino acids. Lineage: Eukaryota; Fungi; Ascomycota; Eurotiomycetes; Eurotiales; Aspergillaceae. The record is from RefSeq and is a predicted model, not a curated record.
AUGUAUGGCCAGGGUCGCACUUCACAUACGGCCAAUCAUUCUGGCAAGCGACGUGAUGCCGAUCCAAUGGAUAUAGAAAGUGACCUCAUAUCUUCGAAUACGAAGGCAAAAGUUGGCCUGCUUUCUCAUACUUUGGUACCAAGUCCAAUUAUCCAAUGGAUCUUACCUGCGCGGCUCCGAGGAAAACACCAAAAUGACGUCGUAUUCGUCGGUGAGCGGAGCUUGCAGAUCAAAGAAGCUGUUUCUGGUGUGCACUUAGAAGGGGUUACCUCCAAAUCGGAUUUUGAUGCCUACAUUAUGGCAGCAAAGGUGAUAAACGUGAGCACCGAGUUACCUUGGGAGGCGCAAAUGAAGCUAGGUGCCAGCAGUGCCAGCUCAACUGCCACCCCGAAGGUGGAAAAUGAUCUGCCGCCUCAAAUUUUACUUCUCAGCCUGGCCUCAAAGGAGCUGGUCUUCCUUUACUAUUCGAAUGCACAUGGACAGUUUAUUCAUCAUCAUCGGCCAUUGCCGAACGAUGUCAGCACGUUUGAGCGAUUUGGACGAAACAUUGCGGUGGAACCGAGAUCUCGCGCAGUGGCGGUCAGCGCUUCCUGCGAUUAUUUUGGCGUUUUCAUGUUGAAGAAGCCGCCGGUCCUUCAGACACAAAUGCUACAGAAUCAGCUUGAUCCCAUCGCAGAGGAACGCUUUUUCCGUGUUGACGGAGAUAUCAUCUUCAUGGAGUUUCUGUACCCGAAAUCCGACGAUGGCGGAAAGGUCAUCCUUCUUCUCCUGGUUGCGCAGGAACAUACCACCCACGCUAUAUGCUACGAGUGGGAUGCCAAUGAACCCCUGCGACAGGCGUCCCCUCGUGUGACUAAAAAGCUUCUUCCCGCUGAAGACAGGUUGCCGACCAUGCUGAUCCCGUUAACCAAGACCUCUUCCUUUAUGCUUAUCACAACAACUUCCAUGGCUGUCUAUAGGAGCCGAUUAGACCCGCGGAGGCCACCGAGCAGGUAUCCACUUCCUGUUCCCGAUCGUGAAUCCCAAAGAUCCCCAUUAUGGACCCGAUGGGCAAGACCAUUGCGUAAUUGGAUCUACAAUCAGAAGCAUGACGACAUAUACCUUUGCCGUGAGGAUGGCCGCAUAUUUUACCUGGGCAUCGGAAACGACGGCGAGGCUGAGACCCAAACUCACUUAGGGCAACUCUGCUGUGAUGUCGAUGCUGCUUUUGAUAUCUUGGAUAUUGGCCACGAAGGUGGUGAUCUACUCCUAGCCGCCGGAAAUACAGGCGAUGGCGGUUUGUUUGUCCAAAAAGCACGGGACCAUCCUAGGUGUGUCCAAAAGUUCAUGAAUUGGACCCCGGUUACCGACUCCGUUUUGAUGAGAUCUUCCAAUCGGGGACCAUCUGGGGUAGAUGUUGCCGGGGAUCGACUGUUUGUAUGCUCUGCAUCUUCUUUCGCUCGAGGCGCAAUUGUCGAAUUGCGACAUGGGAUUGAAGCACAAAUUGGGUUAGCGGCCUCUUUAGAAGAGUUGUCUGGCACUCGGGAUAUAUGGACCAUGCUAGACAGCGCAAACGGAGGCGUUUAUGUGCUGACCUCAGAUCCUAUCUCCUCUGUACUUUUAUAUUUGUCCGCUAAUUUUGGGGAGGAUAUCUGCGCCGUCGACGAAGUGGACUGUGGCUUGGACUUCGGAUCUCAGACUCUGGCCGCGGGCUGCACUGCGUCGGGUGUCCUCAUCCAGGUGACAAACCAGGCCAUUCACCUUGGGACAACGGCAGAAUCUGUGUCGAGCUUUCGCUUUCAUUAUGAUGCCGGUCAAAGUAUUGCGAUUGCUGCGGUAGACGAAGAGUCUUCCCUUAUUGCGGUUGCCGUUCGGGCUCAAUAUGAGACACAUCUUCACCUCAAGAGGCUGACUCCGGCGGCUAAUCAGUUCCAGCUUUCUGACGUUGGUCACCCUCUCAAAAUACCUUACGAGCCAGUCUGCAUUUUCGUUGAGAACUUUGAGACCGCGUCUUUUGUUUUCAUUGGCACAGGCAAUGGCAAAAUCCUAGUGUAUCACGUGGAGCAAGACUCCGUCAGAUUUUUGUUUGGGGAGUCGGUGGAUGUGGGAAGUGUUGACGACAUAUCGAAAGCAAUUGAUAGCAUUGCCACAGUCAGUUCGGCCCCCGGUGGGCUUCGGAAGGAGAGCCUUCUUCUCUGUGGCUUGCGGAGUGGCAUCUUAGUGUCUUUUGGCCUGGCAUUCGACCAUCACGGUGCAGCCUCUCCUAUCGUGCUACAGCAAACUUCUUCUCGGCGUCUAGGACACACGCCCGUUAGAGUACAAAGCAAAGGGAGACUCAGACUCGCCUUGUUAACCUGCGGGCAAGGUUUCUGGCAGGCAUCGUGCAUUCAAGAUGGCGGAAAGCCUGAUUGUACACUCCAAAAGAUCUGGAUCACUGACCAGAAUAAUCCGGCCUACCACCCCAAAAAUGUCUACGGAUUCUCAAUCGCCAACAUUGUCAACUCAGACGCGGAUGCCCUUUCCGAUACUUUGUUUUGCAUUGCGGAUGGGCAACUUCUCAUCUGCACCUUGGAUCGGGAUGCCAAAACUGUCCCAAGAAGGAUUGAUUUACCAGGAAGCGCCACCAAACUUGCCUAUUCCCAGUACCUGAAAAGCCUCAUCGUCGCUUAUACCCAGACCGAAUUUGACUCAGAAUCCGACCCUAUCAGACGGUUUACUCGACCACGGAUUGAAUUUGUCGACCCCGAUUCCCAACAUGCUGUUCUGGACCCUCUUGAACCCAAUGCCGAGGACGAGCCGGUGCCGUGGAGACCGCAAGGCGCAGCCGGGGAAAAGAUCAGCUGCAUCCUAGAGUGGACCCCAAGGAAAGGCGACGAGGAGUAUCACUUCAUCGUCAUCGGGACCAGCCGUAAGAACCAGUCCGACCAAGGUCGGGUUAUCUUCCUGCAAACGAUGCGGGACUUUUCAACACCAUCGCGAAUCGAGUGCCAGGUUAAGCACAUCCACAAAUUCGAGCAGCCCGUUUAUUCCAUCGCCCCCUAUGGGGAAUUCACUCUGAUGGUCUCGACUGGCCAUGAAAUUGUUCCGUUGGAACCCAAGAUUUCAGACUCACGGGGGAUCCGAGCAGCUAGAUUUCCCGUUUUGUCUCCCGCUCUGUCGAUGACCGUCCAGGAGCCAUAUAUCUACAUGUCCACGGCGCGAGAAUCGCUCAUGAUCCUCCGAGUCUCCGAUGACAAAUUAACGCUCCAUGCCCAUGAUCGGCAGAAACUGGAUGGACUUUCGCAUGUCCACAUCGGCGGAGAACAGAAUCUCAUUCUAGCAUCUAGUCGAGGAGGGCGGGUCAGCAUUUUACGAGAGAAGGGGGUGACCGAGGCCUACAAAAUGAUGCCUGUGGCCCUGUGUGAGGCCCAUCUACCCUCUUCCGUGUCGAAACUCAGUAGUGGUACGAAGCCGUCGCCAGUGUCCUCGCAUUCCCAGGUUUUCUACGGUACCGCCAUGAACGGCACAGUUCACCGGUUCAUGACACUAGGGGAGAACGAAUGGCGCUUGCUGCGUCUGUUGCAGAAUCUGUGUGUGCGGGAUCCGGUCAUCUGUCCAUUUACUCCCCGGCGGACCAGGUUACGGAGCCCCGUCGGGAACGAUCCGCUUGAAUUGCAGCCCCCUCAGAUGCAUAUUGACGGGGAUAUCCUGAGUCGCCUCGUGAUGCGCGGGCCCGACUGUUUGGCGCGCAUGCUGACUACGGGAGAGUUUCAUACGUCGUCGAGUCCGGAAAUGGGCUCCCCGCAGGCGAUUCGAGGACGAUUCUCCGAGUUAACUCGAGAAGUACUGGGAGAAGAGGCCGGGCUGAAUCCGGUGGAAGCCGUGAUGGGCUGGUUGAAACGCUGUCUCCACGUGGAGUUGUAG